AUGAUUUGCACUCGUCAGAGCUAUGGACGAUUGCUUUGUACUGGACUAUACUUCUUUUUAUGCGGAGUGGAAUACGCUGUUAUUCUACCGACUCUAAAUGGAUAUCUCAUAUCUCUCGAUGGACCCACUGGAUUUCUUGGGAUUAUCAUGUCUUCGUUCAGUCUUACUGGAUUAUUAUCAGCACCGAUAUAUGGGCGAAUAGCUGAUAAGACUGGCGCUAAUAAGAUGUGCGCCAUCAUCAGCAACAUUUUUGAGAUUAUUGGGAAUUUUAUGUAUUUUGUAGGCGGAGAUUACCGGAUAUUGUGGGGCGCGAGAUUGAUAUCCGGAGUUGGAACCGGAGCUGGAUCUUCCUACUUCGGCAUGAUCUCAAAGACGACAACUACAAAGCAAAGAACUGGGGUCUUAUCUAUGCUGGGCUUCAUGAGAAAUGUGGGUAUGCUUACUGGUCCCGGAUUCAAUCUGUUCCUAAGUCAGCUGGAUUUUAAACUUGGACCAUUUGAUGUGAAUGAGUUUUCUUCACCUGGACUUUUUAUGACAGGAAUGUGGACAAUACAUACGAUACUUGUAAUGCUACUUUUCAAGGAUGUUCAAAAAGACUUCUGGGCUGAAGUUAGUGAACCGACGCGACAAAGCAAUAACGGCAUGCUACAGAACAGUGAGCAUUCUAACGAAAGAACAACUUCCCCGGAAAUUAGAAUUCCUAAAACAACUAGAAGUUUCCGUGACGAGUUUUUGAGGCAAGAAGUUCUGGUCUGCCUGCUCGUCUCGUUCAUGUCUUGGGUAGCGCUGACUGGGUUCGAAUCAGCAGCGACACCGAUCAGCUUAUUAUUUUUCGGCUGGGGCGGAAUUAGUAAUAGCUUCAUGUUUUGUGCAGGGGGUGCUGCUAUAAUCUUUGUGUACGCAGUAAUUGGCGUUGUCAACAGAAAGCUGACGGAUCGAUUUAUUCUGCUGGCAGGUUGUUCUGGUGGUGUAUUAUGUUAUUCAAUAUUCACGGUUUACUCCACUGUUUUGUAUUUUAGAAAAGAUGUCGAAAAUCCUGACUGGCUUUUGUCAUUAUUUUGGGUUGAUUGGAUUAUUUUAACAAUGUGUUUCCCGCUCAUUAUUAUUCCAAUGAUGUCACUGUAUUCAAAAAUAACAAGCACUGAGACACAAAGUUUCAAUCAGGGUGUUCUGCUCAUGUUUGCUGGCGCUGGUCGUAUCCUGGGCCCGUUGUGGUCUGCGCCAAUGGUGACUGAAAAACGUUUGCCUAUUUUAGGCGGUCUUGUUCUCAUUUUGAUGUUUGUUGCUGUAGUCUUGAUAUGUACGACGUUCAAAAAACUUGUACCGCGUGACAAUCAGACUCAGACAAACGGACACACGACCAACGGUAAUGCAUUAGCGAACGAAAAGACCCCUUUAUUGAAUAUCGAUAAAAUUCAUGCAUGA
Molecule: messenger RNA, 1425 nt
Organism: Styela clava
Lineage: Eukaryota; Metazoa; Chordata; Ascidiacea; Stolidobranchia; Styelidae
Source: RefSeq, a predicted model, not a curated record